Molecule: messenger RNA, 1257 nt
Organism: Glycine soja
Lineage: Eukaryota; Viridiplantae; Streptophyta; Magnoliopsida; Fabales; Fabaceae
Exons: 1
Coding region: 1-1257 (418 amino acids)
Molecular function (GO): calmodulin binding
Source: RefSeq, a predicted model, not a curated record
AUGGCAACAAAAGCAAAAGAAACUAGUGUGGCUGGGAAGGAGAAGAAGGCUCAAUCUUCAAAUUCUCCCAUGACAAGCACCAAAAAGAUCCCAACCAAGGCAUCAACAACAAGCUCUACAAACAAGGCCACCUCAAGCCCAUCAGAGAAACAAGUCCCUAACUAUCUCAAGCCCACAAUCAGCUCACUCCUUGAUUCUCACUCCUCCUUCAAGCUCCCUAGGAAUGAUGCUCCCACCAAGCCCACUCUAAAUAGAAGAAGAUCUCUUGAUCCAUCAUCAUCUUCAAGGUUACAGAAACACGCACACACACCCUCUCUUUCAAGACAAAACAAGGCCCUUGUGUCCCCUGGCCCACGUGAAAGAACCCUACAACUUCGAUCUUCGAGUGUUCCUAUUAAAACUACUAAUAACCCUUCAAAACCCAUUCCGGAGAGGCUCUCAAAGACCCCAAAGGAAGGGAGAAUACAACCACUGAGUGCCAAGAAGAGCAACAACAACGCUUCUACUUCAACUAGUAAGAAGGUAAUAAGUAACGAUGCUUCUGCUAACUCAACCAACUUUUCAAAGAGUAGUGGUACUACUGCAGAAGCUGAAGAAGCUAUAAAUGAAGAAAAGUUUGGAGAAGUGAAAAAUGUGGAGAAUCAUGAAGAAGAACCAAGUCAAGUAGUUGGCUCUGAACAUGAACAUGAUCGUGAACAACAUGGCCGAAAGCUCGAUGAGUCUGAUCAACCUCAUGUUCAGGAUGAUGAUGAGAAGGACAUUCCUACAGUGCCAGAAGAAAAAAAGGAUGAGAAUACAAACCAAGAUGAGUGCAACAUUAACGAAAUUCAUCCAGAAAUUGAUCAUUCAACAACUGAAGAAGUUGAAGCGAAAGAAGAGGAACAAGAACAAGAAAGAGAAGAAAGUGGGGUUGUAGUACAAGAAGAUCACAAAAGUGAGCCCAACAAUGAGGAAGAGGUAGUGGAAGAGAGGGAAAGAGUUGAAGAAGUAACAAGUGAAGAGGUUAAAGAGUUGAGGGAAGGACAAAAUGAAGAUGAACAAGUAGAGAGUGAAUUUAAAGAAGAAAAGGUUGAGUCACCAAAGCCAAAGCAAGUAGAAGAAGGUGGUGGGGUGCAAGAGAAGAAAGAGGCUCAGUCUCCAGUAUCCAAUGAUGUGAUCGAAGAGGAUGCAAGGAAGCAAUUGGAAGCGAGGAGGAAUAAAGUUAGAGCAUUGGCUGGUGCAUUUCAGAAUGUCAUUGACCAUCAAAAAACCAAGUGA